Molecule: messenger RNA, 321 nt
Organism: Lasiodiplodia theobromae
Lineage: Eukaryota; Fungi; Ascomycota; Dothideomycetes; Botryosphaeriales; Botryosphaeriaceae
Exons: 1
Coding region: 1-321 (106 amino acids)
Source: RefSeq, a predicted model, not a curated record
AUGCGUCUCGCACUUCAGACCUCCUCCGAGAUGGUGGCCCUCGGCCUCAACGCCGCUGCCUUUGGCGUCGCCACCUAUCUCCCGUGCCGCUACUUCGGCCCCAUGGUGUUCCCCCGCCGCGCAGCGAGGGCCCAGGUCCGCGCUGAGCAGCGUGCGCUUGCCCACUCGAACGCCGUCGCCGUCGGUGCUGGUACCGCUGCUGUCGCCGGUGCCGCUGCUGGCAGCCAGAUCGGCUCUGGUCAUCACGGCUGGAUCGGAAGCGCGAGGGCUCUGUUCAGGCUCGGCACCAGGGGCCGUGGUGGUGGCAGCUGGAGGAGCUAA